This is a messenger RNA of Solanum pennellii, 560 nucleotides long. RefSeq lists its product as uncharacterized. The record is from RefSeq and is a predicted model, not a curated record. The coding region runs from base 1 to 528 and encodes 175 amino acids. The transcript has a single exon. NCBI's taxonomy places the organism in Eukaryota, Viridiplantae, Streptophyta, Magnoliopsida, Solanales, Solanaceae.
AUGUCUGAUCAGAGGCCUUUGCUUAGCUUGAAAAAAACAUUUUUUUACCAUUUCUUUCCCUCAAAAGAGGAAGAAGAAGCUUGUAAAAUCAACAACACUCCAUAUCAGGUGACUCGAGAAUUGGUGGAGAUAAGGGACUUAUACCCUGCCCCAAGAAUCGAUCUGCAAAACCCAUGGCAGAUCAAGAAAAAGCUUACCCAUGAUGAGAUCGUUGUAGGAAUGCUGAUGAUUCCCUUUUUUGAGAUGUUUGAGUACAUCCUUCGUUACUGGACUUUGGACGUGGCCAAAAGUUUGGUGAAUGGAUGCAAGGUUUGUGUUGACAUGUGGGAUAUAACUGAGGAGAAUAUCCCUAAAAAGUAUGAAGGUGGAAGUGUUUGGUUCAAGAAGUUGUUCAAUGACGAUUUUUCUCUUUGGUCCAUCGAAUUGUUCAAGGGUCGCAGAUUGGGCGAGGGUGAUGAAAUUGGGAUUUAUUGGGAUCCUAGAUCUGCGACUCUAGUGUUCAAAUUGCUUUCUCAAGUUGGCUCUUAGUGGAAAGGUCCAAAAUGUAGGACCAAAAAUAA